CCCGCUGCCGGCCGGGGAUGCGCGCUCGGGGCUGCGGGCUCUCGGCGCUGCUGCUGCUGCUGCUCCCGCUGGCUCCGGGGCCGCUGCUCGGCCGGGCUGGCCCCGGGGCGUUGUCCGAGCUGCGGGUCCGGGUGCGGCUGCCCGAUGGGCAGGUGACGGAGGAGAGUCUGCAGGCGGACAGCGACGCCGACUGCAUCAGCCUGGAGCUGCGCAAAGGGGACGGGACCCUCGUCACCCUCACCGCCGACUUCCGACAGGAGGUGAAGAUUUUCCGUGCUCUGAUCCUGGGGGAGCUGGAGAGGGGCCAAAGCCAGUUCCAGGCGCUCUGCUUUGUCACACGGCUUCACCGCAAUGAGAUCAUCCCCAGCGAGUCCAUGGCGAAGCUGCGGCAGAAAAACCCCAAGACGGUGCGGCAGGCGGAGGAGGUGCGUGGGCUGGAACAUCUCAACAUGGACGUAGCGGUCAACUUCAGCAAAGGGGCUCAGCUGAGCCCCCACAUUCACAACAUCUGCUCAGAGGCCAAAGAGGCUAUUUACACCCGAGAAGAAGACGUUAAAUUUUGGCUGGAGAAAGGGGUGGAUGGCUCCAUGUUCGAGGUCUUGCCCCAGUCGGCCGACCUGCCCGACCUGCAGCGCUGCAAGCUGUGCUUGGACCGCUGGAAGCCCUGCAUUUGCAGCUACUCGCUGAGCAUCGAGUGGUACCCCUGCAUGCUCAAGUACUGCAAGAGCCGCGAUGCCAGCGGCAAGGUCUCCUCCUACAAGUGCGGCAUCCGCAGCUGCCAGAAGGGCUACGGUUUUGACUAUUACGUGCCGCAGAAGCAGCUGUGCCUAUGGGACGAGGAGACCUAGCAGGCCCUGGCCAGGCCUUUCCAAGCGGCAUCUCUUCUGCCUCCCGCUGUGACGCUCUGCCUGCCUGGAUGGGGAGACGGGCCAUGGAGGUGCCUUGUGCCAUGAAGGAUUUGUGUAUGCCUCUUUCCUUCCCACUCCCCUGGGGCCCCUAAUGCUGCCUCAUACUGUGAAAAUUGGCUCCGCUUGCCAUGCAUUAAGAGUGCCCUGCCCACCUCCUAUGGGCAUCGCUCACCUAUGGCAAUUUGGGACCGGAAGGAGGCGGGGGAGGAGCUUUCGUGGGGGGAAGGGGUUCAUUUUGAUCUAGCCGGUUUGCCCAGCUCUGGGGAAGAGACGGACUAGCUGGGGUGUCGAUGCCAGGAUAGAGCCUCUUCAAGGGCGGAGCCAUUUUAACUGUAGCCUCUCAACCACCAAAAUGUGACCCUGGUGUUUUGUCUUAAAAAAACCCAGCCACCAGAGGGGGUGGAGCGCCGACCCCUUCCCUGCCUCUUCAACCUUCCAGCGACACCAGAGCAGCAUUGGCCACCAAAGGGGGCCAGAUGGUUUGUGGGGUCACGCCUAAGCAAGGGGUGGUCCAAGGCCCACAAAUCAAGAGCCCUGCUGUGGUUAGUCCUAGUGUCACAUUGGAUGUUGCCCCCUCCCCCUGGCUGGAGGAGGGAAUGGUAUGUAGCAGGAGCUGCUGUAAACCCCACCUCAGCCCCUAAAAAGUGAAGGGCUCUAAGUAGUCUCUGGUUUGGCUUGUUCUCAUGACCCAUCCCUGCUGGGGAUUAGGCUCCUGCGUCCCACUUGCUUCCUAUUAAGAAAGAUCCGU
Messenger RNA from Malaclemys terrapin pileata, 1656 nucleotides. It is a transcript of the gene OAF, whose product is annotated as out at first homolog. The coding region runs from base 18 to 848 and encodes 276 amino acids. The record is from RefSeq and is a predicted model, not a curated record. The transcript is spliced from 4 exons. NCBI's taxonomy places the organism in Eukaryota, Metazoa, Chordata, Testudines, Emydidae.